Messenger RNA from Empidonax traillii (willow flycatcher), 4979 nucleotides. RefSeq names its product transient receptor potential cation channel subfamily M member 1 (gene TRPM1). The record is from RefSeq and is a predicted model, not a curated record. Gene Ontology annotation, biological process: protein tetramerization; calcium ion transport into cytosol. The transcript has 26 exons. Bases 24 to 4919 code for a protein of 1631 amino acids. Lineage: Eukaryota; Metazoa; Chordata; Aves; Passeriformes; Tyrannidae. Gene Ontology annotation, molecular function: calcium channel activity. Gene Ontology annotation, cellular component: membrane.
UGACCCGCAGCGUGCUCCUUCUCAUGGGUCAAAAGGCUUGGAUAGAGAAGACCUUUUCUAAAAGAGAAUGCAUCUAUGUAAUUGCCAACAACAAAGACACUAGCAGGUGCUGCUGUGGCCAGCUCAUCACCCAGCAUAUUCCACCUCCUCCGAGUAUAACAGCUAAUAAAAAUGGAGAAGAAACGAAACAAGUGGAAGCUCAGCCAGAGAAAUGGUCUGUCAGUAAACACACCCAAGCAUUCCCAACUGAUGCCUAUGGAAACCUUGAAUUCCAGGGAGGAGGACAUUCAAAUAAGGCCAUGUAUAUCCGUGUGUCAUACGACACAAAACCAGAUUCUCUGCUGCACCUCAUGGUGAAAGACUGGCAACUGGAACUGCCCAAGCUCUUAAUCUCUGUCCAUGGAGGCCUCCAGAACUUUGAGAUGCAACCUAAAUUAAAGCAAGUAUUUGGAAAAGGUCUCAUAAAGGCUGCCAUGACGACAGGAGCUUGGAUUUUCACUGGUGGUGUUAGUACAGGUGUCAUUCGUCAUGUGGGAGAUGCCUUGAAAGAUCAUUCCUCCAAAUCCAGAGGACGAAUCUGUGCCAUAGGAAUUGCACCGUGGGGCAUUGUAGAAAACAAGGAAGAUCUAAUAGGAAAAGAUGUAACUCGUGUUUACCAAACCAUGUCAAACCCUCUGAGUAAGCUCUCUGUGCUCAACAGUUCCCACACCCACUUCAUCCUGGCAGACAACGGUACUUUAGGUAAAUAUGGAGCCGAAGUGAAGUUACGGCGUCAGCUGGAAAAACACAUUUCCCUCCAGAAAAUAAACACACGUCUGGGGCAAGGUGUUCCUGUAGUUGGGCUCAUAGUGGAAGGGGGUCCCAACGUGAUCUCCAUCGUGUUGGAGUGCCUGCGGGAGGAGCCCCCCCUGCCCGUGGUGAUCUGUGACGGCAGCGGGAGAGCCUCUGACAUCCUGUCCUUUGCACACAAGUACUCAGAGGAAGGAGGGAUAAUAAAUGAAUCCCUUAGGGACCAGCUUCUAGUUACCAUCCAGAAAACCUUUAACUACAACAGGAAUCAAGCUCAUCAGCUGUUCAUCAUUCUUAUGGAGUGCAUGAAAAAAAAAGAACUUAUCACCGUGUUCCGCAUGGGCUCCGAGGGCCAGCAGGACAUUGAGAUGUCCAUCCUCACUGCUCUCCUCAAAGGUACCAAUGCAUCUGCUCCAGACCAGCUCAGCUUGGCUUUGGCCUGGAAUCGUGUGGACAUUGCACGCAGCCAGAUCUUUGUCUUUGGACACCACUGGCCACCUAUAGGAAGCCUUACAGCUUCUGAUGGUACAGCUCCUGAGAAGGAAAAGAAAUCUCCAGCACCUCAGACUAAAGGAGCCAGAGGGAAAGGAAAAGGGAAGAAAAAGGGAGGAAAAGGAAAAGAAGAGCCAGAAGAAGAAACAGACCCAAGAAAGCUUGAACUCCUGAACUGGGUGAAUUCCCUGGAGCAGGCCAUGCUGGAUGCGCUGGUUCUGGAUCGAGUGGAUUUUGUGAAGCUGCUGAUUGAGAAUGGAGUGAAUAUGCAGCACUUCCUGACUAUUCCUCGCCUGGAGGAACUUUAUAACACUAGGUUGGGUCCACCAAAUACGCUGCAUUUGCUGGUCAGAGAUGUGAAAAAGGGAAAUCUUCCCCCAGAUUAUCACAUCAGCCUGAUAGACAUUGGUCUCGUGCUCGAGUAUCUCAUGGGUGGAGCUUAUCGCUGCAACUACACCCGGAAAAGUUUUCGGACCCUUUAUAAUAAUUUAUUUGGACCAAAGAGGCCAAAAGCUCUUAAACUACUAGGGAUGGAGGAUGAUGAGCCUCCCACCAAAGGGAAGAAGAAAAAGAAAAAAAAGGAGGAAGAGAUUGACAUUGAUGUGGAUGACCCCGAAGUGAGCCGCUUUCAGUACCCCUUCCAUGAGCUGAUGGUGUGGGCCGUGCUGAUGAAGCGGCAGAAGAUGGCCCUCUUCCUCUGGCAGAGAGGGGAGGAAUCCAUGGCCAAGGCACUCGUGGCUUGUAAGCUCUACAAGUCUAUGGCCCACGAGUCCUCUGAGAGUGAGCUGGUGGACGACAUCUCUCAGGAUCUGGACAACAACUCCAAAGAUUUUGGCCAGCUGGCUGUUGAGCUCUUGGAUCAGUCCUAUAAACAUGACGAGCAGAUUGCCAUGAAACUGCUGACCUACGAACUGAAAAACUGGAGCAAUUCUACCUGCCUGAAACUGGCUGUGGCAGCCAAGCACAGGGACUUCAUCGCUCACACGUGCAGCCAGAUGCUCCUGACGGACAUGUGGAUGGGGCGCCUGCGCAUGCGCAAGAACCCCGGCCUGAAGGUUAUAAUGGGCAUUCUCUUCCCUCCCACCAUCCUUUUCCUCGAGUAUCGCAGUUAUGAUGAUUAUUCCUACCAGACAUCACGAGAAAAUGAGGAAGGCAAAGAAAAGGAGGAGGAAAAUGCGGAUGCAAAUGCAGACACAGGCUCCCGGAAAGGGGAUGAAGAGAAUGGAAAGAAAAAACAACAGAGCCUUCCAAUUGGAACAAAGAUCUAUGAAUUCUAUAAUGCACCUAUUGUCAAAUUCUGGUUCUACACGAUAUCGUACCUUGGUUACUUGAUGUUAUUUAAUUAUAUCAUCUUGGUGCGGAUGGAGCGGUGGCCAUCGGUCCAGGAAUGGAUUGUCAUCUCCUACAUUGUGACCUUGGCUCUGGAGAAAGUGAGAGAGAUUCUGAUGUCAGAGCCUGGCAAGCUGAGCCAAAAAGUCAAAGUUUGGCUCCAGGAAUACUGGAAUAUUACUGACCUGGUGGCUAUUUCAGUAUUUAUUAUAGGAGCAAUUCUUCGCCUGCAGAACCAGCCUUACAUGGGUUAUGGCAGAGUGAUUUACUGCGUAGAUAUCAUUUUCUGGUACAUCAGAGUACUGGACAUCUUUGGUGUGAACAAAUAUCUGGGACCUUACGUCAUGAUGAUUGGAAAGAUGAUGAUUGACAUGCUGUACUUCGUGGUCAUCAUGCUCGUGGUCCUGAUGAGCUUCGGGGUGGCCCGCCAGGCCAUCCUGCACCCCGACGAGGAGCCGUCCUGGAGGCUGGCGCGGAACAUCUUCUACAUGCCCUACUGGAUGAUCUACGGAGAGGUGUUCGCUGACCAGAUAGACCGUAAGAGUAGAAUUCAUACUCCCUGUGGGGACAAUCUCUAUGAUGAUGAUGGUAAACGCCUCCCUCCGUGUAUACCAGGGGCCUGGCUCACUCCUGCCAUCAUGGCCUGUUACCUCUUGGUGGCAAAUAUCCUGCUGGUAAACCUGCUGAUUGCUGUCUUCAACAAUACUUUCUUUGAGGUAAAAUCGAUAUCCAACCAAGUGUGGAAGUUCCAGCGGUACCAGCUGAUCAUGACGUUCCACGACCGGCCUGUGCUGCCACCACCCAUGAUCAUCUUCAGCCACAUCUACAUCAUCAUCAAGAGGAUCUGCUGCCGCUGCAAGAAGGGAGAUGGGGACCAGGAUGAGCGGGACAGGGGACUGAAGUUAUUUCUGAAUGAUGAAGAGCUAAAAAAACUGUACGAGUUUGAAGAGGAGUGUGUAGAAGAAUACUUCCAGGAGAAAGAGGAUGAGCAGCAAUCCUCCAACGAUGAACGCAUCAGAGUUACUUCUGAAAGAGUUGAAAACAUGGCCAUGAGGCUCGAGGAAGUGAAUGAGAGAGAGCAUUUUAUGAAAGCUUCUCUGCAAACAGUGGACCUCCGUCUGUCCCAGCUGGAAGAGCUGUCUGGCCGGAUGGUGAAUGCCCUGGAGAAGCUGGCGGGCAUCGACAAGUCGGAGCUGACGUACCCGCGCUCGCGGGCCUCGUCCGAGUGUGACGCUGCUUACCUGCUGAGGCAGAGCAGCGUCAACAGCUCCGACGGCUACAGCCUGUACAGGUACCAGGUGGGGGGGGACGAGCUAACCCUGGAUGACAGCACUCCUAUGUCACCAGCCAUGGCCAUGAGGAGGAAAGCCCACUCCAUUGGCACCAGAGAGGAUGGAACAGACUCAAGAAUGCUGGUUCCAGAACACCACGGCAGUCCCCAUCACAGCCCUAGUGCUAAUGCAGUCACCACAGCAGAGCACAGUAAAUCUACACUAGAUAUUGCACAGAGUGAUUCCACACCCCUUUCUCGGUCAGGUGGCUCGGGGGAUGAAAAGCAGACGAUUUUCAGUAGCAAUGGAAUGAUCCCUCAAAGUAUAAACCAGAUGGAUGCUGUUCCAAACAGUCAGUCAGCAGCAGGACCGGAUUUUCAGAACACUCAGUUAAAAGUAGAACGUACCAAGUUAGAAGCCACCAUCUCUUAUCCCUUGGAAAAAUCUAAAGCAGUGCGCUACUUCCCUCCUGAAACUUUCAGUGCUUGUCAAACCACCAUGAUGAAGUCAAGGAGCUUUAUAUUUGCACAAGGGGGGACGCUGGUUGGAGGAGUUAACAACUGGACCACAGAGUACAGCACCAUUAUGGACCAGGUGUGCCCUUCCACCAUUGAACACUGGGCCACAGAGUGGAAAUACGAAGUUGAGCAGCAGCUUUCUCAGGAACGGCCUCCAGAGUACCCCGGGCUUGUCUCUGAAGCAGAAAGGCAAGCAGAGGAGAAGCAGUUACAGAUGGACACAGAUGAUGACAGUAAUGCUGGUGAAGCAGGUGUGAGUGCCUCUUACACCCCUAUGCCUGCCCCUGUCAAGGCUGAGAAAGAGAAUUUACUGUCAGUGAAGCCAGAAAGGACUCCUGGGCUCCCACCAGUACGUUCCAAGAGUUUGCACAGCCAUUCUCGGAAAGCCAAGUCUGUAAAGGACAAAUUAAAAAGACCAGGACAUGCCAGCAGUGUGACUAAUCUGGUUGGACCCUUUGGCAGUGCAAGAGAAGAACAGAAAUCUAGGCAAGAAAAUGCAUCCACAGAAACUGAAUGUUAAAGUGGCUUAUGGCCCUGCUUCACUGACAGUCAAGACAGCAGCAUGGCUAAUUGAACAAAU